Molecule: messenger RNA, 2333 nt
Organism: Artibeus jamaicensis (Jamaican fruit-eating bat)
Lineage: Eukaryota; Metazoa; Chordata; Mammalia; Chiroptera; Phyllostomidae
Gene: PRELID3B
Product: PRELI domain containing 3B
Exons: 6
Coding region: 86-670 (194 amino acids)
Biological process (GO): phospholipid transport
Cellular component (GO): mitochondrial intermembrane space
Molecular function (GO): phosphatidic acid transfer activity
Source: RefSeq, a predicted model, not a curated record
CCGGGUGCCUAGGGGGCGGGGCGGGGGCCUGUGUGGCCUCUUUGCCUUUUUGCGCCGCCCGGACACCGCGCAGGCCGCCGGCACCAUGAAAAUCUGGACUUCGGAGCACGUCUUUGACCACCCCUGGGAGACCGUGACAACGGCUGCCAUGCAGAAGUACCCGAACCCCAUGAACCCGAGCGUGGUUGGAGUGGACGUGUUGGACAGACACGUGGAUCCUUCUGGAAAGCUGCACAGCCACAGGCUUCUCAGCACAGAGUGGGGCCUGCCUUCCAUUGUGAAAUCUCUUAUUGGUGCGGCGAGAACCAAAACAUAUGUGCAAGAACAUUCUGUAGUUGAUCCUGUAGAGAAAACAAUGGAGCUUCAGUCCACUAAUAUUUCAUUUACAAAUAUGGUUUCAGUAGAUGAGAGACUUAUAUAUAAACCACAUCCUCAGAACCCAGAAAAGACUGUCUUGACUCAAGAAGCCAUCAUCUCUGUGAAGGGAGUCAGCCUCAGCAGCUACCUGGAAGGGCUGAUGGCAAAUACGAUCUCUUCAAAUGCUAACAAGGGCCGAGAAGCAAUGGAGUGGGUGAUACACAAACUAAAUGCCGAGAUUGAGGAACUGGCGGCUUCGGCCAGAGGCAGCAUGAGGACCCCGAUGGUGGCGGCAGCGUUGGCAGAGAAAUGACGAAAGUUGGUGGGCAACACCCAGUUCUCCGGAUCUCAACUAGCUGGCAUUAUAUUUAUUCAUUAUUUAAAAAAUACAACUAAAGGAAAAAAUAUAGCUAUAUUUUAGGUAGAAUUUUUUUAAUAAGCUGAAGAAAGCCUGUGUGACUCCAUAAAAACAGAGACACAGGAUUUCUGAAUAAAAGGGGACAUCUGAAAUUGUUAGUGUUCUGUGGGAUGACUGGUCUUGAAGAUUCCGGUAUUUACAUGAAAAUUUAAGUUCUUGUAAAGUGCUUGGAAAUUGGUGUUAGCUUAUUAAGUCUCCUCCUUGUGGAUUCAGAGCUUUGCACGCGCCGGAGCUCUACCGGGCUCUGCACCAGCCCCAGAACAAAGCAGAGCCGCCUCGAAACAGACCCAGUUAUGCCUCUGUGGUCACCUCCAGGAGGGGUCUUGUGUUCAAGGGGAAAGUGGGAUAGUUUUAAAAGAGAUACUAAAUCUGUAUAAAAUAACUUGCUCUGCUAUAAACCACCAUUAAACAUCAGUGUUUUAAUUUGGCACUUAAAUGACAUUUUCAGAGUGAAAAUUACCACUCAAGUAAAACCCCAACAAAAGUAGGGUUUUGUUCUAUUAAAGAGUACUGCAUUGAUUUGUCAAAGUUUUGUGACUUCGUGAAGUCAUUCCCUUCCUUGGAUUUGCACUUCAUGAGUUAGUGUCUGUGUCGUGGGCUGGUUAUGUUAACUGAAAAAAUAAAGUCAUUACCAGAAUUUUGCAGCACUCCAAACUUAAACAGAAGAACAGCUGUUCACAUCUUUUAGCAUUUCACAUUUGCCUAACUUAUAAAUUGCCAUGUGUCAAAAUCAAGGUUCUGUAAUUGCUAAAGCAUGGUAUGUCAGGUUAUUUGAAUAUAAUUACUUUUUGAAGUAAUUGUGACCGCAAAACAUCUUUUUUACAGGAGGAGCUGUACAUCAUUUGAAAUUACUCAAAUGGUGUCUUGAUCUGAGGCAUAAAUCCCAGUCUUAAUGUUUAGAAUGACACCUGACACCGUGCCACUGCAGGGGCUGCGGGCGGUGGGGGGAAGAAGAGCACAGUGGGGGGGGUGGCAUUGACCUCGCGAACCGCAGCAUGGCCUGCCUUGCGGCUUCGCUUCUUGAGGAAUCCUCAUUCAGGUGCCAAAGGCCAGCCGCACUCUGAAAACCAUCAGUGAAUGUAUUUCAUUCGGUGUUUUGUAGCAGUUAAUUAUCAACCAGUAAAAAUAUCUUUCAUAUUUGCAAUUGUUGCUUAGAGAGUAUUUUUGUUAAAAGGUGAUUAGCUCUUGCCUUUAUUUUACAAUGCUUAAUGUGAUAAACUUCUAGUCAGGUUCCCUAUAAAAAGAAACCAAGUAACAUGUACAUAAACCACAGAAAUAGUAUACCAAACUAUGGAAAAGUUAGUGAUUCUCUACUUAAAAUAUUAGCUUAGGACUUCUUAGGGCAUUUGUAAAAACAAGUGAAAUUCAAUAACAUAUUUUAUUAUUUUUUUGUAACCAGAGAUGGUUUUUACAGUUGAAAUAACUUUUCAGCUAAACAGAACAUUGCUAAAUACUGAUACUUAAUUAAAAAGUUGCCUUGUUUAAUUUCUGUAAAUUAUACUUGUUCUUAGAAAAGUGUAACGAAUGCCCAGAUGAUAAAAAGAUUUAACAAACUUUA